AACCUCUACCCCCUCUCCGUCGCCGCCCUCUCUUCGCCGUACAAAUCUCUUACCCCUCCCUCGCUCUCUCUCUCUCGCUACCUUCCCGGUGCUUCGCUCGCUUCUCGACGCCGCCGAGAUUCCGGCCGCUUCGCGAUUCGUUGCAGGCUCGCGGGUCCCGCCGCGCCCCACCCUCCCCUCUCUCUCCGGCGAACAUGGCCGAUGACUUCGACAUCCCGCCCGCCGACGAGAUGAACGAGGACUUCGACCUCCCCGACGACGACGACGACGCCCCCGUCAUGAAGCCCGGCGAGGAGAAGGAGAUCGGCAAGCAGGGCCUCAGGAAGAAGCUCGUCAAGGAAGGCGAGGGCUGGGACACUCCUGAUAAUGGCGACGAAGUCGAAGUGCAUUACACCGGGACGCUCCUUGAUGGUACUCAAUUCGAUUCUAGUCGGGACGGCGGGACUCCUUUCAAGUUCACUCUCGGCCAAGGGCAAGUGAUAAAGGGAUGGGAUCAAGGUAUCAAGACAAUGAAGAAGGGGGAAAAUGCUAUUUUUACCAUACCUCCAGAGCUAGCUUAUGGCGAGUCUGGCUCAUCUUCCACCAUACCUCCUAAUGCAACUCUGCAAUUUGAUGUUGAACUGCUUUCUUGGACAAGUGUCAAGGAUAUUUGCAAGGACGGUGGCAUAUUCAAGAAAAUUCUGGUGGAAGGCGACAAAUGGGAAAAUCCUAAAGAUCUUGAUGAAGUAUUAGUCAAGUAUGAGGUUCAGCUGGAAGAUGGUACCACAGUUGCAAAGUCUGAUGGAGUGGAAUUCACUGUUAAAGAAGGACAUUUUUGCCCAGCAGUUGCUAAAGCUGUGAAGACAAUGAAAAAGGGGGAGAAAGUUCUUUUGACAGUCAAGCCACAAUAUGGAUUUGGUGAGAAAGGUAAGCCGGCUUCUGGUAAUGAGGGUGCCGUUCCACCUAAUGCCACUCUUCAAAUAAUGUUAGAGUUGGUAUCGUGGAAGACUGUGUCUGAAGUGACUGAUGACAAGAAAGUAAUAAAAAAGAUCCUCAAGGAAGGGGAAGGGUAUGAGAGGCCUUCUGAAGGAACUGUAGUUAAAGUGAAAUUGAUUGGGAAGUUGCAAGAUGGUACAGUAUUUGUGAAGAAGGGCCACGAUGAUAGUGAGGAGUUAUUUGAGUUCAAGACCGACGAAGAACAAGUAAUCGACGGGCUUGACAGAGCUGUGAUGAACAUGAAAAAGGGAGAGGUUGCUUUGCUGACAGUUGCACCUGAGUAUGCUUUCGGAUCUUCUGAGUCUAAGCAGGAUCUGGCUGUGGUACCUCCUAAUUCAACUGUGUAUUACGAGGUGGAGUUGGUCUCUUUUGUCAAGGACAAGGAGUCGUGGGACAUGAAUACUGAAGAGAAGAUCGAGGCUGCAGGCAAGAAGAAAGAAGAAGGAAAUGUUCUAUUUAAGGCGGGGAAGUAUGCAAGGGCUUCCAAGAGAUAUGAAAAGGCUGUGAAGUUCAUAGAGUACGAUACAUCCUUUAGCGAAGAGGAGAAGAAGCAAGCGAAGGCACUGAAAGUUGCGUGCAAUCUGAAUGAUGCAGCAUGCAAGCUAAAACUCAAAGAUUACAAGCAGGCUGAGAAACUGUGCACCAAGGUUUUGGAGCUGGAUAGCAGUAAUGUGAAGGCUCUUUAUCGGAGAGCACAGGCUUACAUCCAGCUGGCUGAUCUUGAUUUGGCUGAAUUUGAUAUUAAGAAGGCGCUAGAGAUUGAUCCUGACAAUAGGGAUGUGAAACUGGAGUAUAAAGUAUUGAAGGAGAAGGUCAAGGAGUACAACAAAAAGGAUGCCAAGUUCUAUGGCAAUAUGUUUGCCAAAAUGAGUAAACUAGAGCCUGUCGAGAAGACUGCAGCUGAGGAGACUGAAGCGAUGAGCAUAGACAGCAAGGCAUGAGAGAAGCGCGCACCUAUUCCUUUUCUUUUCUUUCGGUCCAUUUGUGUCCUCUACAUGCACGGAAUUCUCUAUUCCGUGGCAAUGUAACUGGGAUUACGUAAUUGGAAUUGGAAAACAUAAAAUGUUGAUAC
Syzygium oleosum is the source of this 2047-nucleotide messenger RNA. Its product is annotated as peptidyl-prolyl cis-trans isomerase FKBP62-like. NCBI's taxonomy places the organism in Eukaryota, Viridiplantae, Streptophyta, Magnoliopsida, Myrtales, Myrtaceae. The record is from RefSeq and is a predicted model, not a curated record. Bases 195 to 1916 code for a protein of 573 amino acids. Gene Ontology annotation, molecular function: peptidyl-prolyl cis-trans isomerase activity; protein binding. The transcript has 13 exons.